CGACACGAUUUCUGUGCGUGCGCAGUCGUGGAGUCCUGUGUCGUUCCCGCCAAUUCUCGUGUCAGUCUAGUUCCUUCAUGGAGCCGUUUGAUCCUGCGGAGCUGCCUGAGCUACUCAAGCUAUAUUACCGAAGGCUCUUUCCCUACGCCCAGUACUAUCGCUGGCUCAACUAUGGAGGAGUGACAAAGAACUACUUUCAACACCGUGAAUUUUCAUUCACAUUGAAGGAUGAUAUUUAUAUUCGCUACCAGUCCUUCAGCAACCAGAGCGAUCUGGAAAAGGAGAUGCAGAAGAUGAAUCCGUAUAAGAUUGAUAUCGGCGCUGUAUAUUCUCACAGACCCAGUCAACACAAUACGGUGAAGCUAGGAGCGUUCCAGGCUCAAGAGAAAGAACUGGUCUUUGACAUUGACAUGACAGACUAUGAUGACGUCAGGCGAUGCUGCAGUUCUGCAGACAUAUGUUCCAAGUGCUGGACUCUUAUGACGAUGGCCAUGCGCAUCAUAGACCGAGCACUGAAGGAGGACUUUGGGUUUAAGCACCGCCUCUGGGUGUACUCAGGAAGGAGAGGUGUUCAUUGUUGGGUCUGUGAUGAGUCCGUUAGAAAGCUGUCCUCUGCUGUGCGUUCUGGGAUAGUAGAGUACUUGAGUCUUGUAAAGGGUGGUCAAGACGUUAAGAAGAAGGUUCACCUAAGUGAAAGACUUCACCCUUUUGUCAGGAGAUCAAUAAACAUAAUUCGGAAAUACUUUGAAGAAUAUGCCUUAGUUGGCCAAGAUAUUCUUGAAAAUAAAGAAAACUGGGAGAAGAUUUUAGCCCUUGUUCCUGAGACAAUUCAUGAUGAGCUUCAGAAGGGCUUUCAAAGGCUUCACAGUUCAUCUCAGCGCUGGGAGUAUCUGAAGAAAGUGGUCAACACAUCCCAGAAUAUGAAGAAUGAUAAGUGUGGUCCCUGGCUGGAGUGGGAGAUUAUGCUCCAGUACUGUUUCCCACGCCUGGAUAUCAACGUGAGCAAAGGAAUCAACCAUUUACUGAAGAGCCCGUUUAGCGUUCAUCCUAAAACAGGUCGCAUUUCUGUGCCAAUUGAUUUUCAGAAAGUGGACCAGUUUGAUCCAUUUGCUGUUCCAACCAUAAGCGCCAUCUGCCGAGAAUUGGAUGUGGUUUCCAGUAAUGAAAAGGACAGAGAGGAGCUUGGAGGCGAAUCUGAAAGCAAACCUAGAAUAAGAGAUUAUAAGAAGACCAGUCUAGCACCGUACGUGAAAGUAUUUGAACAGUUUCUUGAAAACCUGGAUAAGUCCCGGAAAGGCGAACUUCUCAAGAAGAGCGAUUUACAAAAAGAUUUCUGAAGAAAACAACUUCCAUCAAACCAGUGCCUUCCACCUUUAACCAUGGACCAAAUAUUUUAAGAAUCAUUUAAUAAAUAUGGCAGAAUCAUCUAUGUGCCUUAAUCCUUACAGCAAAGCAGAGUGUCCUUCCUCUGGUAACUAAACCAAUCAGUUUCCAAAGAUAAGAGUUAGAUGAACAGUACUAGACCUAAUAGAAUGUUCUUUUUCAAGUAAUUUAAAUUUUAGCUUCUUUUCCCCUCAAAACUGGAUUAGUUUUCCACAAAGAGGCAUCUUUAAAAUGUAACCAAUUUAGACCCAAGCAUGGUGGAGUGUGCUUUUAAUUUUUUUUUUUGUUUUUUUUUUGUUUG
Messenger RNA from Microtus ochrogaster (prairie vole), 1684 nucleotides. RefSeq names its product DNA primase subunit 1 (gene Prim1). Gene Ontology annotation, biological process: DNA replication, synthesis of primer. The record is from RefSeq and is a predicted model, not a curated record. Lineage: Eukaryota; Metazoa; Chordata; Mammalia; Rodentia; Cricetidae.